Messenger RNA from Orcinus orca (killer whale), 2796 nucleotides. It is a transcript of the gene RAB28, whose product is annotated as RAB28, member RAS oncogene family. Bases 229 to 849 code for a protein of 206 amino acids. The record is from RefSeq and is a predicted model, not a curated record. Gene Ontology annotation, molecular function: GTPase activity; GTP binding. The transcript has 5 exons. Gene Ontology annotation, cellular component: Golgi apparatus; endosome. Lineage: Eukaryota; Metazoa; Chordata; Mammalia; Artiodactyla; Delphinidae.
GCUCAGGGGGCGGGGCCAACGCGCAAGGGGUAGGGGAGGCGGGCAAGAUGGCUUCUGGCGAGUGAUUCUGCCCGGAUACCUCCGGCGACCGCUGAGACACCGGGACGGGGGGUGCUGCCCCCACUGCUACCCUUCUUCCUCUCCCCCGCCCCCAGAGACCCCCUCCUUCCCUUCCUCCUUCUACCUCGGUGGGGAGGGAGGGGAGGUGGGCCUGGUUCCUGGGACACCAUGUCGGACUCAGAGGAGGAGAGCCAGGACCGGCAACUGAAAAUCGUCGUGCUGGGGGACGGCACCUCCGGGAAGACCUCCUUAGCUACGUGUUUUGCUCAAGAAACUUUUGGGAAACAGUACAAACAAACUAUAGGACUGGAUUUCUUUUUGAGAAGAAUAAUGUUACCAGGAAACUUGAAUGUUACUCUUCAAGUUUGGGACAUAGGAGGGCAGACAAUAGGAGGCAAGAUGUUGGAUAAAUAUAUCUAUGGAGCACAGGGAAUCCUCUUGGUAUAUGAUAUUACAAAUUAUCAAAGCUUUGAGAAUUUAGAAGAUUGGUAUUCUGUGGUGAAGAAAGUGAGUGAGGAGUCUGAAACUCAGCCACUGGUUGCCUUGGUGGGCAAUAAAAAGCACAGGCUCCGGAUGCACAGGCUCAGCGGCCAUGGCUCACGGGCCCAGCCGCUCCGCGGCAUGUGGGAUCCUCCCGGACAGGGGCACGAACCCGUGUCCCCUGCAUUGGCAGGCGGACUCUCAACCACUGCGCCACCAGGGAAGCCCCAUGACUUGAUUAUUGUUCAGGCAUUUUAUAUUUUCCAGCAAAAUGUAUUAACAAAGGAGAAUGCAUUUUUGUUUUCAUAACUGUUUUCCAUGUAUUACUUGAACCAUUUAAUGGCGGAAGAAAGAAAAUUUCUCCUGUGGUUUGUGUUUUGUUUGUUUUUGUCUCCCUGGUAACUAGAAAUGCAAGUGCCUCUCAAUUUAUAAUUGUUUAAUAUAAUUUGUAACUGUUUAAUUGAAUAUGACAUAACCAAAAUCUCAGAGACAAUUGUAAUGCUUAGAUUUUAUUAUCUUGCUAGUUAUAACUUCAUGUUAUCAUUUUUAAUAACUCAAGACCCAGUAUAUACAGGGAGAGGUUUAUUGUUAACAAGAAAGAUAAAAAUCUAUAUUAUUUUAUAUUAGUUAAGGCAAUCUAUAUUAGUUAAGGUAAUGCUAGAUGCUAUAAACAGACAGUCCCUAAAGUUUCAAUAUCUUAGCACAAUAGAAAUUUAUUUCUUAUUUACAUAAAGACCAAAACCAGGUACUGCUUAUCAGUGGCUCAUCUCCCUUUCAGGAACCCAAACUCCUUCCAUUUUCUGGAACUGCCAUUUUCAACAGUUGGCUUCAUGGGUUACCAUGAAAAAGGAGAGUAAGGACUACCAUACAUGGAAGGUUUUUAUGGGUCAAGCCUAGUAGUGUUGCAUAUCAUUUAUUCAUUACUUUGGUCAGAAGUUAGUCUUAUGGCCACAGCUAACUGCAGGUCGUACUGGAAAAUGUAGUAUAGGUUAUGAACAGCUAUCCAGUCUGCUCAACUUAUACUUAUGUGUCUGUUCUACUCUUCUUUAUGUCAAAAACAGUGAAGGAUCUUAGAUUUUACCCUACUUAGAAGCUAACAAGUUAGCCUGCUACUGCCAUGGAUACUGGCAGAAGGCAUGAGGCUCCUGGAUCAGAGAUAAAGGAAUAUAUUACUCCCAGCAUAGCAAGUAGGGUGAGCUCGAUGUUUGUGUUGGUUCUGCUAGGACAGUGUGAGGGGACCCACACAGAUGAUCUGUAUCUAGCGGUUUGUCUCACAGCUGAGGAAUCCUGAACUUAGGAAAUCUGUCUCUUUUAUAAUGGUCUCCAAGUAAAUCUCUGAACUUUGCUCUGGAGAGAGAUAUUAUCUUUAUUAUACCAGAUGACGAACAAACUUACACUUUAUUCCUGAGGGAGACACUCUCUCUUUGUAAGUUGCCAUACAAACAUCCUUGAAAGAAUAGUCCGAAAAAAAAGCUGUCAUUCAAAAAUUUUUCUCAACUUUAAUUUUUAAAAAUUUAUUAAAAAUUUGAGUAUUUUCCUUGCCAUCUAUUAAUGCACAUAUAUACAUAUAUAGUAUGUUUACAGAGUAGGAGUUUUAUUAUAUGCAAUUUUAUACUCUUUAACAUCCUGUACUAUUGUGUAUUUCACUUGAUAGCCUUUCUCCAAGCUUUAUUGAGAUAUAACUGGCAUAUAACAUGAUGUAAGUUUAAGGUAUACAGUACAUUGAUUUGAUACACAUAUAUUUCAUAAUGAUUACUACCAUCAUCACCUCAUAUAAUUAACAUUUUUGUGGUGAGAACAUUUAAGAUUUACUCUCUUAGCAACUUUCAAGUAUAUAAUACAGUAUUGUUAACUAUAAUCACUAUGUGUACAUUAGAAUCGUAGAACUUAUUCAUCCUAUAAUUGGAAGUUUGUACCCUUUGACUCACAUCUCAUUUCCCCUAACCCUCAGCCCCUGAUAACCACCGUUUCUACUCUCUGUUUCUGUGAGUUUGGCUUUUUUAGAUUCCACAUGUAAGUGAUAUCAUACAGUACUUGUCUUUCUCUAUCUGACUUAACAUAGUGCCCUUAGGUUGCAUGCAUGUUGUCACAAAUGGAAGAAUUUCCUUCUUUCUCAUGGCUGAAUAAUAUUCCAUUGUUAUAUAUGUGUAUGUAUCACAUCUUUAUUCGUUCGUCUGUUGACAGACACUUAGGUUGCUUCCAUGUCUUGGCUAUUGUGAAUAAUGAUGCAAUAAACGUGGGAGUGCACAUAUCUCA